AAUCACGAAAAUGUGAAAUUGUAUUACCUACUAUUAUAGUAUUAUUAAUAUAUUCUUAUUUGUCUGUACUAAAAUACUAAUAUCAAAUUAUCAGUGCUGAAUCGGUAGUAAUAGUAGAGGGGCACGACUAUGACUGUGCACUAGAAUUUUGGAAUUUCGUUUUAUAAUAGUUUAAUGCUUGUGGGCUUCAAGAAAAAACAUGUCUAGCAUUUACGCCGAGAAGAAACCGAGCGAUCGGUCCAGGUGGAUAUGCAUAUACCCAGCGUAUUUGAACAAUAAGAAAACGUUGGCCGAGGGACGUAUUGUGCCAAAAAAAUUUGCCGUGGAGAAUCCAACUUACCAAGAGAUCCUCGAAGUGGUCAAGGCGUCCGGUUUCAACGCCGAAGUCGAAAACAAGCAGUAUUCCCGCGAAUGUAGCAAAGAAUGGCACUUCCGCGGUCGGAUACGGGUACAGCUCAAGAAUGAUGACGGGACACCUUUCAACCAAACGUUUCCUUCGAGAGAGAGUUUGAUGAAGCAUUGUGGUGUACAAAUACCCAAACUAAAAAGUCGUGUUAUGAAGGUACCAGGCCCCGAGCAACAAAACAAAAAUGAACCAAGUGGAAGCAAAAAGAAAAAAGGCCGUAAAUAGAAUACCACCAAGGAAAUGAUUUUAUUUAAACUCUAACAUAUUAUUUUAUUUUAACGCAUUUUUGUGAUGAAUUAAGUUGUGCAACUUUAUUACAAUAUAAAUAAUACAAUGUUAAGCUUGA
Myzus persicae (green peach aphid) is the source of this 752-nucleotide messenger RNA. It is a transcript of the gene Srp19, whose product is annotated as signal recognition particle 19 kDa protein. The record is from RefSeq and is a predicted model, not a curated record. Gene Ontology annotation, biological process: SRP-dependent cotranslational protein targeting to membrane, signal sequence recognition; SRP-dependent cotranslational protein targeting to membrane. Gene Ontology annotation, cellular component: signal recognition particle, endoplasmic reticulum targeting. Bases 200 to 631 code for a protein of 143 amino acids. The transcript is spliced from 3 exons. NCBI's taxonomy places the organism in Eukaryota, Metazoa, Arthropoda, Insecta, Hemiptera, Aphididae. Gene Ontology annotation, molecular function: 7S RNA binding.